AACUGAGUUCCGCUCAGCCCGGCCAAUCGUGUUGCGCUGUGGUUCAGCAGCACCAUUGCAGUGUGGAGAGAUCAUACGGAGGUGCUGCUCGCUAAGAGAGGGAGCAUUUGGAGGAAAGAUACUCGACCUGGGUGACCGCUCUAGAAAAACACCAACCCUGCUUCCCCGACACAGUCACCGGGUGACAUUGCCAUCACCAGCUUCAGUCCGGGUGACCGUCAGUGAGUGACAGAUGUGUGACAGUGCGGAGAACCAUUUGCCUCUCCCAGUGGAGAUCUGAGUUCUGGGAUACUGAGGCAGCCGAGGGGGGGUCUCUGAGGAAGAUGCUGGGUUCAGAGCGCGGCGUUGUCGAAGAAUGGCUCUCAGAAUUCAAGUCCUUACCAGAAACCCACAUCCCCAGCUACGCCGGCAGCCUUCAUCUAAAGAAGUCCCUGGUGCCGGCACUCUACAGAGUCAUUCAGGACCCCAACAAUGAGCUGCUGGAGCCUGUUUGCCACCAGCUAUUCGAGCUGUACCGGAGCUCCGAAGACCGCCUGCGACGUUUCACCCUGCAGUUCCUGCCUGAGCUGGUGUGGGUAUAUCUGCGUGUCACAGCCAGCAGGGAUCGCCAGAGCAAUGGCUGCAUUGAGGCCCUCCUGUUGGGCAUCUAUAACCUGGAGAUCGUGGACAAAGACGGCAACAGCAAACUCCUGUCCUUCACAAUCCCAUCUCUGUCCAAGCCAUCGAUAUAUCACGAGCCUUCUAGUCUGGGGUCCAUAGCACUGACGGAGGGUGCUCUGUGUCAACAUGACCUGAUCAGAGUGGUGUACAGCGGCCUCCACCCUCAGAGAGAGACCUUCACAGCUCAGAACAGGUUUGAAGUGCUGUGUUUCCUCAUGCUGUGCUACAACUCUGCCGUGGUCUACAUGCCCCUUUCUUCCUAUCAGUCAGUCUGCAGAAUGAGCUCACGGUUGUGUGUAUGUGGCUUCCCCCGGCAGCAGCAGAAGCUUUGGAGGGAACCAUGCAACCGAGUGCUGCUAGACCCCGAGUUCAUGGUGCAGAUGCUGACUGCAGUUUAUCACGCCAUAUACAAUGGAGAGUGGGAGAUGGGGCGGGAAGCUCUGGAGGACAUUCUGUACAGAGCUCAGCUGGAGCUUUACUCCCAGCCUCUCCUGCUUGGGAAUGCCAUGAAGAACUCGCUGCCAGAAAGUGCCCCCGAUGAACCGCGGGGGCGCAAGGUGCUCCAGGUGGAGGUGACGCCCACCAUUAGCCGCAUCUCCAUCUCAGCCAUCACCACCGCCUCCAUACGGCGCCACCGCUGGAAAAGAGAGGAUUGUUUUGACUACUCAACCGAUGCAGAGUUGAGCCUCACCGUCAAUCCUCCUAGCCUCGCCCAGCACCACCACCACAACAAUCCCUGGGACGCUGCAGCCAAAGAGGAAAGAGGAGGGCGGGCUCACAGCCACCACAGCAGCAGCAGCAGCAGCAUCAUUCCCCCCAUCACACUUGAGGAUGCUGAUGGUAUGAGCGGCGGGGAGGAUUCCUUCAACGUCAAUGACCCAGACGAGGGUUUCUCCUCCGGGGCAUCCAACAGCAGCCAGCCCAGCGGCACCAAGGCGGGCGGCAGCAUGGGGCCGAGGGGCGGCAGCCUGAACAGCAGCAGCAGCAGCAUCAAGAAAGCCAUCACUGCCCGGCUGUCUCGGGACAGGGAGAGAGAGAGAGAGCGGGAGAAGGAGAGGGAGCGAGAGAGGGCAGCGGAAAAGCAGGCAGAAUUAUCUGCAGAUCACCAGGCUGCCGUGAGGAGGCAUCACCAGAGGCAGCAGUCGCCUCCAGCCAGCAUCACCUUAGAUGCCAUCCAGCUGAGCCCCAUAAAGAAGCACCUGAGCUUCCCUGUGGGGCCCACGCUGGUGCGGACUGGCAGCACCUCCUCCAGCAAGUCCUUUGACUGCAUGAAUUUCAACCUGAACGGAGGCGAGGACGAGCGAGAGGAGGUGUUGGGUGGCUCCGACAAGGAAGGGGGGCUUCCAGCUGGCGGCUCCCACCGCCACUCCACCAUUAGCCUGCAGGAGGAGCACCUCAUCAGGCCAGAGGACGCCCAGGACCUCCUGUCUCCUGGAGCUCCUCUCACCAAGCAGUCCCGCUCCCCCAGCUUCAACAUGCAGAUCAUAUCACAGGUCUAACAUGCAGUGCAGGGCAUGGUAGACACACACACACGCACAUGCACACUCAAACAAACACACACACAGUCAAACAAACACACACACACACAAAAUACUUACUCAUAACACACACCCUCAUGCAGAUUUUCUCUGCGACUCUUCUCAGCCCUACUCUGACAACUUCUGUCUACCUAUCUGUGUUGGUGUGUGUGGGUGUGUGGGUGUGCAUGCGUGCGUGCAUGUAUGUGUGUGUGUGUG
Messenger RNA from Seriola dumerili (greater amberjack), 2396 nucleotides. It is a transcript of the gene fam126b, whose product is annotated as family with sequence similarity 126 member B. Lineage: Eukaryota; Metazoa; Chordata; Actinopteri; Carangiformes; Carangidae. The coding region runs from base 324 to 2159 and encodes 611 amino acids. The record is from RefSeq and is a predicted model, not a curated record. Gene Ontology annotation, cellular component: plasma membrane. Gene Ontology annotation, biological process: protein localization to plasma membrane; phosphatidylinositol phosphate biosynthetic process. The transcript has 13 exons.